This is a messenger RNA of Talpa occidentalis (Iberian mole), 2708 nucleotides long. RefSeq names its product ribonuclease P/MRP subunit p25 like (gene RPP25L). Gene Ontology annotation, cellular component: ribonuclease MRP complex. Gene Ontology annotation, molecular function: RNA binding. The record is from RefSeq and is a predicted model, not a curated record. Gene Ontology annotation, biological process: tRNA 5'-leader removal. Lineage: Eukaryota; Metazoa; Chordata; Mammalia; Eulipotyphla; Talpidae. The transcript has 2 exons. Bases 140 to 631 code for a protein of 163 amino acids.
GGACGCCAGGAUGUGGGGAGGAUUAUGGCCCUCUCCGGAGAAACGGGACGCAUGGGCUACAGCCCCUUCCCAGAGUGAGGCAGGCCCGACCCUGUCCUGAGAAGCUAGUGGGCAUCAGAAUUCUGACGGCAGCAAGCAGAUGGAGCACUACCGGAAAGCUGGCUCUGUGGAGCUUCCAGCACCUUCCCCGAUGCCCCAGCUACCUCCUGAUACCCUGGAGAUGCGAGUCCGAGAUGGCAGCAAAAUCCGAAACCUGCUGGGUCUGGCACUGGGUCGGUUGGAAGGAGGCAGUGCAAGGCAUGUGGUGUUUUCAGGUUCUGGCCGGGCAGCAGGGAAGGCUGUCAGCUGUGCUGAGAUUGUCAAGCGCCGGGUACCAGGCCUGCACCAACUCACCAAGCUGCGCUUCCUGCAGACUGAGGACAGUUGGGUCCCAACUUCACCAGACACAGGCCUAGAUCCCCUCACAGUCCGCCGCCAUGUGCCUGCGGUGUGGGUACUUCUCAGCCGGGACCCCCUGGACCCCAAUGAAUGUGGCUACCAACCCCCAGGGGCUCCCCCUGGCCUGGGCCCCACACCUACCUCCAGCUGUGGCCCCCGGCCCCGAAGACGGGCUCGAGAAACCCGGUCCUGAGGACCUGCCGAGCCUAUUCUCCAGGCCUGAAAGUCUAGGAUGACUGUGCCUUCUCCAAGAAGCCUCUGUAACUGCCCACCAUCCCCAGCCAGAUGGAGUCCGUAGAAGUGGGCCUCCCUCCUUCCCUCUGGCAUGUGGAAAGGACUGCUAAGAAGAGUGACAGGUGUGGAGUGUCUGCUGGGUUCUGGAUUAUUUAAGAAGGGUUUACUCUGCCUUCCACCUAUAGUGCCUCUGAUCUGCCAUCUGACAGAGGCUCAGGGAGUGGACUAGGAAAUAAAGGUUUGCCUGUUGUCUGGUGUGCCUCUGCUCGGCCUACUGUGUGUGGAUGUGGGAUUAAGGGAGUGGGUGUCCCUGCCCUAGAGCAGCCAGCUCCUUGCCCCCCCACCCCCCCAGUUUGGUGCUGGGAGGCCCUUGAGUCAAUAAAAAGCCUCAAGCAGUAACCUGAAUAACCUGAAUAUCACCCCUGGGUGGCUCUGUGCCACCUGCUCUGGGCUGGUAAGGAACUCUGCCAGGUUAGACAGUUUUCUUAUCCAUAGCAUAUAUUAUGGUGGUUAAGAUUAUGGUCUCAGGACCAGACUUUUUGGAUUUGACUCCUGGUUUUGGCAGUUAUUAUCCAGCUAUUCUUUGUGACCUUGGGCAAGUUACUGCUCUGUAUCUUACUGUUCUCAUCCAUAAAACAGGAUGAUAAUGCUUACCUCAUUGGGUUGUUAUGAGGAUUAAGUGUAGAAAUAUACAGGGCAUAUAAUGUUAUAUAAAUGUUAAUUGCUAUUAUUAAUGACUCAGCUUACAAACAUGCUUUUUCCUAUCUUUAAAACAUACCGCAGGGCCCCUGGUGGUAUAGGGGUGAAGGCUCAGCGCUAUCACUGAUGCGGCCCGAGUUUGAUCCCUGGCCAGGGAGCUAACCCUCAUGGUGCUGCAGACCUCUCCUGUCUCGCCCACUGCUCCCCUCAGCAGUGUAUUUCAGUGGAUCUGCCUGUUCUGCUCCCCACUCUGUCUCUGGUGAAUCUUCCCCUCCACCCCCACAUCUCUGGCCUCCACCCCAGGUCUAUACAUAAAUAAGUCAAUCUUUAAAAACAAAAACCUCAGUAGACAUGUCCCCUCCAGAUUUCAUGCUUGCAUUUUCACCCCCUGCUGCUCUGUUUCUCACUUGAGCCUUGGUCUCAGAUUCACCAUGCUAGGUCAGGGGCCUGAGGUGAAUGUUACAGUCGUAGCAGGGAGCUGUGGGAACCAGGGCAAGACUGGGAAGUGAAGAAUUGAGUCUGUCGGGUCUCCUACUAGAUUAUGUAGCCUUGAUGUCCAGUUACCAGGAAAGCACAAAGUUGGAACCUUUCUGGGCUUACAUUGUGGCAGAGUAGGCCCAACAAUUUGAGAGUUGAAGUGAUGUUUGGCUGAGUCUGGGCCUGCUUGAGCAGUGGAGGGCCUUAGGGAACUGGAGUCCUCAAUGAGGCCCAGAGCAGGGCUGAGGGAACCACAGGGCCAGCAGGCUGUGGUCAAAACUUUGAACACUGUGGACUUUUUUUCCCCAAAGUAGGUUGUCCAGAGUGAUGUGGAAGGCCCUGAAGAAGUAGGUAAUAGAGAUUUCAGGGAUAUUAGGAGAGAUGGGGGAAACUGUAUCAGCAGCUGCUCAGCCAAGCCUCUCAAAUGCAGAGGGUCAGAGAGCAUCUAACACACUCCUGGAGGCUCUGGAGGUGACUUGGGUGUCUUGCUACCAGUAACUGACUCCCCAUUCUCCUGGCAGCUAAUUCAGGGUUUUUCUCCCCUCCCAGUUUCCACAUAAUGCCUUUUCCUGUGUCUUCUACAGUAAACAGUUCUCUUGAGUCCUCAGAGCUUAGGCCACUUGAAGAUGAUCUCUCAGCAUCCCAUCCUGAUCCAACCCCUGUGGCCAGGGUGGAACCAUCAUAUGGAAUCAGCAUGGUGACCCAUGCUGGAGGAGUGCUUCAGUGAGGUGGCAUUGCAAGCCCUGGGAGUCCUAGGAGGGGCUCCCUAUUGGGCAGCUUGUCAUUGAGGCCCCCCUUGCACUUGUUUUUAUUUUAAUUAUUUAUUUUUGCAUACAAGAAUUGGGGUACAGGGGCCUCCC